Messenger RNA from Vicia villosa (hairy vetch), 1245 nucleotides. RefSeq lists its product as uncharacterized. The record is from RefSeq and is a predicted model, not a curated record. NCBI's taxonomy places the organism in Eukaryota, Viridiplantae, Streptophyta, Magnoliopsida, Fabales, Fabaceae. The transcript is spliced from 3 exons. Bases 1 to 1245 code for a protein of 414 amino acids.
AUGGCCGCUGCACAUGCUUUUUUUGCUCAGGAUCAAGGUACAACAUUCAAUCUUGAGUACACAUGGCGACUGUUAAAAGAUGAACCUAAAUGGAUGGGAGAAUCGAUUGGAAGUUCUUUAAAAAUAACAAAGACUUCUGGUAGUGGGGCAUCAUCGGAGAAUCCAAAUACACCUUCAGCAAAAAGGAAGGGUAAGGCAAAUGAAAUUCCAACUGCUAAGCAAGAUGAAGGGAAUAAAAGAACAACUGCAAUGGAAAGACUAGCGCAAUGUAAGGAGGACGAGAUAGAAGUCAAGAAAUGUACAUCUGCUAUUCGUAUGUUGGCGCAUGGGUCUCCUGCUGACUCUGUAGACGAAUAUGUUCGAAUCGGUGAAAGCACUUCAAUUGAGUGCUUACAAAGAUUCGUUCAGGGCGUGAAUGCUGUAUUUGAGGCUGAGUAUUUGAGAAAGCCUAACAACAUUGACGUUGAACAUCUUUUACAAAUGGGAGAGUCACGUGGAUUUCCAAGUAUGUUGGGUUCCAUUGAUUGUAUGCAUUGGGAAUGGAAAAAUUGUCCUGUUGCAUGGAAAGGACAGUAUUGUCGAGGUGAUCAUGGUAAGCCCACAAUCAUGCUUGAAGCAGUGGCAUCACAAGACUUAUGGAUUUGGCAUGAUUUUUUUGGUAUUGCAGGUUCAAACAAUGACGUUAAUGUGUUGAACCAAUCCAACGUGUUUAACGAUAUUUUGGAAGGACAUGCUCCCAAUGUGCAAUAUACAAUCAAUGAGACAUCAUAUAAUAUGGGGUAUUAUUUAGCAGAUGGUAUAUAUCCUGAGUGGGCUACAUUUGUCAAGACCAUUUCAAUGCCACAGGGGGAAAAGAAAAAAUUAUUUGCUCAACAUCAAGAAUCAGCUAGAAAAGAUGUGGAGCGGACAUUUGGAGUGCUUCAAUCUCGAUUUGCAAUUAUACAUGGCCCAGCGCGUGCCUGGCACAUGGAGACCCUCAAGUAUACCAUAUAUGUCUGCAUCAUAUUGCACAACAUGAUUGUGGAAGACGAACGACAUACAUAUGGAGAUAAUUUUGAUUACUCUUAUGAUAAUGUGGAUAACAACAACUCAACAACUGAAAUAUUUAGCGGUCCUCAUCCGAAUCUUGCGACAAGACUACAAAGAAGAGCAAGUAUUCGUGAAAAACAAGUUCAUCAUCAACUUCAAGGAGAUCUAGUCGAGUAUGUUAGGGAACGUUUUGGACAUGAAGAUGAUGAAAUUUAA